Blepharisma stoltei is the source of this 1733-nucleotide messenger RNA. The record is from the annotation of a GenBank genome assembly. NCBI's taxonomy places the organism in Eukaryota, Ciliophora, Heterotrichea, Heterotrichida, Blepharismidae.
AUGGAAAAUCCUAAUAUUCCUCAAUUAGAGCUUGAGAUAUCUUCUGUAUACACUUCAUUUCUCAAGGACUAUUAUAAAUCACAAGACUAUGAAAGCUACCAAGAAAAACUAACGGAAUUUCAUACUUUGUCACCAUUGAAAAUAUUAGAAGAAAUAUCUAAACAUUUGUCAAUUUAUGCCAAAUUGAAAUCUAUGGACUCAGGUAAUCUUGAUAUAAUCGAUCAUUAUGAAAAAACCAUUUCUGAGCUUAAAAAAGAUAUAAGAUUUCAUGUAGACUUAGAAAAUCAACUAAAGAAAGGAAUUGAGUAUACAGAAGCGAAAUUAAAAACUGUUGAAAAUAAUAGGUUUAGACAUGAAAAUGAUACGAUUGAAAUAAUAAACUUUUUAAGUUAUAUAGAGCUAACUACUUCCCCCCAGUGAGCGAACAAAAACAUAAUGUUGGGUUAAUUUUUUUUUUCAAAUUUAAAAAAAUUCAAAAAUAAUUUAAUUUACAAAAUUUAUGUUUUAAAAUGCAAGCUGUUUAAAAUUAACAGAAAUUAGCUAGAGAUCUCAUUAUAGAAAUUAUCAAAUUAUUUUUUCAUAAAAAUUUUUGUUCACUUAUGAAGGGAGCAAAAAAUAUGUAUUUUUCCACGUAGAGGGGAGUAAAUAGCCAAAUUAUAUAUUUUCAGAAAUAGAGUGUUUAUUUUUUAGGAGAAAAUAGUUAUUCUUUGUAAAUUAUUAUAGAAAAUCUAAAAUCUGAUAACCAAACCUUAAACGACCUAAUCCAAAUCCGCAAUCUAGAAUGCUUACUCCCCACCUCUGUGAGCGAACAAAACCAUUGGAAAAAUCCUUAUUUUUUUGCCAAAAAACUACCCUCCGUUAGUGAACAAAAAUUUUUUAUAUAUAAGCGAUAAUCAGUAAAAUGAAAUCUCUAACUAAUUCUAUUUAAUUUAAAACAAAUUGCAUUUUAAAACAUAAAUCUCGGAGAUUAAAUUAAAUUUGCUUUCCAAUUUUUGCGAAUUAGUUUUUUUUUUUAAUUUUGAAAAAAAAAAUUUACUAUAAAAUCUAUAUAUAAUUUUUUUUAAAAAAAUUAACCCCACCGUGAGCGAGCAAAAUGCCUUUUUUUGUGCUCACAGAGGGAGGAGUUAGACUUAAAAAAAAUUAUUGCAAGUGAGAGCGCAGCUUCUUUAAACAAAGAAAAAAAGCAUAAAAUUAAGCUCAAUGAAAAUCCCAAACUUAUUUUAGAAAUAAACAAUUUGAAAAAUCUUUUGAAAAACGACACAAAAUUAAUCGAGAAUUUAAGGAAAAAAAUAGACAAGUUGAAAAAUAAGAAAAAUCAGUUAAAAUUAAGAUUAAAAGAAAAAGAAGAAGAGCUAAAUGAUCUAUUUGAAAAAAGCACUGCAGACCCAAAAUACUUGGAAUUUGACUCAAGAAAUUACCAAACAAGCCACCAAUCUCUCAUUAAUUACUUUAAAUCCAAAUUCGAAGAAAAAUGUUUAGAAGUGAUCCACUUAGAAAAACGUUUAAAACCCUUGCUUCACUUUGAAAUCCACGAACGUCUCAACGAAAAAUUCACAAACCUAAAGCCAGUUUACAAGCCCCGGUAUUCUUUAUCUCCAGGCAAACUUGAUCUCAGCAAAAAAUUCUCAAAAAAAAAUUCUUCAGAUUUUUCUACAAAUUCCACCCCUGGCUUAAAGUUCCACAGCAAAGCAUCCUCCUUAUCCAUUCCUAUCUCUAUUACUCAACGACCUUAA